ACAAAAAAAAUAAUUUAACUAACUAUACAAACAACUACUGGUGCAUACAGUAUGUCUUACUUACAAAUAUUUUGUUUGGUAUUGUUGGCAAAUAUUGUAUUAUUAGUUGAGGCCAACACAUAUACCAAUCCCAUAGUACCGUCAUCUCCUGAUCCAUGGAUGACCUACUAUAAGGGUUAUUAUUAUUUUACCGCCACUACCGGUGAUAAUACAGUACGUAUACGUAAGUCUAAGACAUUAGAUGGCCUCAAAUCGGCGCCCCAACAGAUCGUCUUUAAUGAUGGAUUGCACAAUACGUGGGCCCCGGAGUUUCAUCAGUGGAACGGUAGAUGGUAUCUGUACUAUACAGCCGGUCGUACCGCCGAUAUUAUGACACAGCGUCUACAUGUAGCCGAAAGUGCUGGCGACGAUCCUAUGGGUCCAUAUCAUUUUAAAGCAGAUCUCGUGGGAUCGGGUGAUAACACACUAGAAGUUGACGCCAAUCUGAUGACAAUUAAAAAUAAAUUGUAUUUAUUGGGUGCCUUUAAUAACAAUGGUCAACAACAUAUAUUUAUUAAGCCAAUGAUCAAUCCGUGGACAGCAUCGGCUGAAAAGUCAUUUUUAGCGGCGCCGACAAUGAAUUGGGAAAAAGCCGGGUUUCCAGUCAACGAAGCACCGGAAGGCUUACAUCACAACAACCGAACAUAUGUUGUAUACUCUGCCAGUUCGUGCUCUACUGUUGACUAUUCAUUGGGUUUACUCGAGUUUGUCGGUACCGAUCCCUUGAAUGCUGGCCAUUGGCAUAAAUUUCCGCAACCAAUCUUCCGCCGAAGCGACCGAACCCAUGUGUACGGACCGGGACAUAACGGCUUCUUUACGUCACCGAAUGGCCAGGAAAGUUGGAUUGUAUAUCACGGUAAUGAUAAAAAUACUGGUAAUAUGUGUACUAAAGAUGGUCGGACAGCCAGAGCACAAAAGUUUACGUGGAAUGCGGACGGAACACCUAAUUUUGGUGAACCACAACCAGCUCAUGUAGCUCUAACAGCACCAGCAGGAGAAUAA
This is a messenger RNA of Oppia nitens, 1041 nucleotides long. RefSeq names its product extracellular exo-alpha-(1->5)-L-arabinofuranosidase-like. NCBI's taxonomy places the organism in Eukaryota, Metazoa, Arthropoda, Arachnida, Sarcoptiformes, Oppiidae. The transcript is spliced from 2 exons. Gene Ontology annotation, molecular function: hydrolase activity, hydrolyzing O-glycosyl compounds. The coding region runs from base 52 to 1041 and encodes 329 amino acids. Gene Ontology annotation, biological process: carbohydrate metabolic process. The record is from RefSeq and is a predicted model, not a curated record.